This is a messenger RNA of Neospora caninum, 792 nucleotides long. RefSeq names its product putative 33 kDa dynein arm light chain, axonemal. Bases 1 to 792 code for a protein of 263 amino acids. NCBI's taxonomy places the organism in Eukaryota, Apicomplexa, Conoidasida, Eucoccidiorida, Sarcocystidae. Gene Ontology annotation, molecular function: dynein heavy chain binding. Gene Ontology annotation, cellular component: axoneme. The record is from RefSeq and is a predicted model, not a curated record. The transcript is spliced from 9 exons.
AUGAUUUACGAUUCACCUCCUCGACCAACACUGGUCCGGUACUGCCUGCCGGAGGCAUCACCUGCACCAGCUGCCGUAAAGACCCAUCCAUGGCGCAACACGAAUUCUACAACUUACCUCGACAUGGGCGAUGGCCAAGCAGACGGCGGCUCCGUCGUCCGGCAGCUCGAAAAGAUUUUUACAGAGUCCCAACAAGGGAGUCCGUCUGUCGAUGUGGUACUCAACCAACUGUUCCCGCCGCUUCAAUGGAUCGAUGGGGACACUCUCUUUACUCAGUACGUCAGCACCGCACCGGCAGAUCGACUGGAUGUUUUGAAGACGCAAGAGGAGCUGGAUGAGGAGCUUAUUCGGCGGCACGCGAGCGAAACGGGGAUUUGCCCCAUACGAUACGAACUUAUCCUUCAAUGUUUCGAUGAAUUGAUACGUCAUAUCGCCAUCCAGGGGCCCGACAGAGCUUUGCUUCUACUUCGACUCAAAGAGGAAGCGCGUGUGACUAUAGCGGCUUACGAAGCGCUUUCUGAGGCGUGCGUCAACUUCUCCUCACGCAAGCAACUCCAGAGUGAAAUAGCUGUCGGAGACCGCGAACAGCGAAUCGCAGCCCUUGAGGAGGAGAAUGCACGUCUACGGGCCAAGGUUGCCGGUCUCCAACGACAAGCAGCGGCCGUCGAAGCGAGAGAAGCAACAAGAUUGCAGGUGCUACGUGCCAAACACCAGGCUGAGAUCGAGUUUCUCAACCAGCAACUGGCAUUUCAAGAAAACAUCCUCCUUAACACGCAGAACACCGUCCGAUAA